CAGGUUUGUUCCACUACUGAAAAGCCAUGAAGCUUGUCUUGUUCAUCUUCGUUGUGAUUCUUUGCUUCUUCUCCCAUUCCAUCCCCGCUCAUGGCAAUGGAAUACCUCAAUGUUUGCCUGCAUUAGCAGCCUAUCUCCAUGGCCAAGAGACAUUGCUGCAAAGUGUUAAGAACGACCUCCAAAAGACGAAGCAACAGUUGCAGCAAGCAAUUGGCAAAUGGCCUCCAGGCCACUAUUGCAUUCUCGCCAAAGGACCAUGUCCGGCGGGCUUCUUUCGCUCCUCUGGUUACAUGCGAGCACUGAAGAUGUAUGCUGCCAGUAACACCUAUAUCACUCCGGUCGCGUUUGGGGACAGCAAGAUAACGUGUCAUGGUCCCUGCGGUAAGUAUGGGCAAUGGAUUGGAGAGUUGUACAUCACAGCGUGCUGCAAGUAAUGGAGGAAGUAGACCACCUACCACAGCAACAUUACCUGCCCCAAGUAGUUUAAAAAGCGAGCGCAGCCAUUGUGCUGCAUCAGACCGUUGGAUUAGCCUUGUUAGGUGUCUGUGAUGAUCAAUAA
Messenger RNA from Pocillopora verrucosa, 559 nucleotides. RefSeq lists its product as uncharacterized. The record is from RefSeq and is a predicted model, not a curated record. Lineage: Eukaryota; Metazoa; Cnidaria; Anthozoa; Scleractinia; Pocilloporidae.